AUGCCUUCAAGCUUGUUCGGGGACCUGGGAGGUGGCGGCGGCCUGGUGGAAGACCAGCGCGCGUUUCAGCUGGCGUUAGAACUUAGCAUGUUGAGCCUGGGCGAGAGUCUACCCACCAGCAACCCUCUUGCGAGUCCACUCGGCUUCGCGCCGCCACCGGAAGACCGCGCCAAGAAAUCGCAGAACAUGACGGAGUGCGUGCCGGUGCCCUCCUCGGAACACGUCGCCGAGAUCGUCGGUCGACAAGGUACGGAUAAAUAUUGUACCGCUGCUAAGGCCUCGCAUGCUUGUUGUGGUUCGGCGCCGGUGUCCGCGCCACUCGCUCGCAGCACCGAACAGCUGUAG
Molecule: messenger RNA, 345 nt
Organism: Arctia plantaginis
Lineage: Eukaryota; Metazoa; Arthropoda; Insecta; Lepidoptera; Erebidae
Source: the annotation of a GenBank genome assembly